This is a messenger RNA of Dama dama (fallow deer), 4322 nucleotides long. RefSeq names its product C-type lectin domain family 12 member A (gene CLEC12A). Gene Ontology annotation, molecular function: signaling receptor regulator activity. The transcript is spliced from 6 exons. The record is from RefSeq and is a predicted model, not a curated record. Bases 95 to 904 code for a protein of 269 amino acids. NCBI's taxonomy places the organism in Eukaryota, Metazoa, Chordata, Mammalia, Artiodactyla, Cervidae.
ACAGACAUUUGAAAGCACAGCUGUUUAUCAUCCAACUCUAUUAAUUUGCUCUCUCUUUUUUUUCAGUUUGCUGGGCUUUCUUUGCAUAACAUCAAUGUCUGAAGAAGUUACUUAUGCAGAUCUAAAAUUCCAGGACUCCAAUCAGACAGAAAAUAUUCAGAAGUUUGACAAAUCUGAGAAAAAAGAACCGCCUGUUCCUUCGCACAUAUGGCGUCAAAGAGCCUUGGCUGUGACUCUCUUGUGCCUUCUGCUGCUGACUGCCCUGGGAGUCUUAGGCGGCAUGUUUUACAUAACUUUGAAGACAGGCAUGGAAAAAUUGAAUAAGCUACAAAAUGUCAAAGAAGAACUUCAAAGAAAUGUGUCUCUACAACUCAUGCAGAACACAAAUAGUUCCCAGAAAAUCAGGAACCUUUCUAUCAAACUUGAAGAAAUAGCCACCAAAUUAUGUCGUGAGUUAUAUAUAAAACACAGAGAGCACAAAUGUAAACCUUGUCCAGAGGAGUGGAUGUGGCAUGACGACAGCUGCUACCUAAAACAAAACAUGGCAAAAACGUGGCAGAAGAGUGAUGAGAUUUGUUCUGGCUACAAUGCCAGCCUGUUGACGAUUAAAAGCAAAAGUGUGGUGGAAUUUAUAAAAUCUUUGCAGUUAUAUAACUAUUGGUUGGGAUUAUCUCCCAGGAAAGAUAACACAAAAUACGGGACCUUGGAUACAAUUAUCCCCCUCGACUGGUUUACAAGAAAUACAAGUGUCCUAAAUGAUAAGAUGUAUUGUGGAUACAUAUAUUAUGAAUCCUUUUCUUAUGUUAAGUGCACUAAUACUAAAAAUAUUAUAUGUGAGAAGCCUGCCCAAUCAGUGAAGAUUGAGAGUAUGCUAAUGAGUGCAGUACUGGAUGGAAAAAAGUAGUUAGUGCAAUCAGUUUGUCCCAAGUAUUAUCCUUCAGUUAAAGGACACUUUGGGGACCAUACAUCUUGUUGACCACACCAAUAGAAUAAAGAUGCAGUAAGACUACAUUUCUGCCUCCCUCCUAACAAUUUACAUUUUCAAACUUUCUUCUUCCUCUUCAUUUGCUGAGUGAAUGGAGCCUAAUGUCACAGUUAUACUUUAUGACUCAGUCCAUUCACUCAGUCCAGAUACUGCUGAACAUAAAUACAGUAUUUUGGGUGAGAAAAAAGAAAACUGAUGGAGGAAAUGGCAACCCACUCCAGUAUUCUUGCCUGGAUAAUUCCAAUGGACAGAGGAGCCUGGUGGGCUGCAAUCCAUGGGGUCACAAAAAGCCAGACAUGACUGAGCACACACAGAAAACAGAAGCUACUUUUUCUUGCUUCUCCAGAAAUAAGGUAAAUAUCAACUUUACAGAAAAUCAAAGAAAAUUAAAUCUUGGAAUAUACAGAGAAGAUAAUACCAUCACGACCAAUUAGGACAAUACAGGUUUGAUUUACUUACUUUUUGGGGGAAAAAAAAAAUAAAAGAGAGUGCCAUUUCAAUAGAUAUAGAAAAAAUGUUAGAUAAAGUUCAACACCAAAAUCUCUUAGAAAACUAGAAGCAGAAGAUAUCUCUAAUCUGAUAAAGAAAGUUAACAUUAAAAAGAAAAAAGAAAAAAAAAAACUAACAAAAGCGGCAACAGAAACCCCUAAGCGUAACAUAUUUCUAGUAAAAGAGUGAAAGUUUUUCUUUUGAACCCUGGAAGAAUAUAAAAAUUAUCAUUAUCAGUUAUUUUAUUCAACAACCUUUACUGUCUAUUGGAGGUCCUAAAAGUGAAAAAAGCAAGAAAGAGAUUAAAAGUAUAAAAAAAUGAGACAGAAAUAAGAUUUUAUUUGUAGAUAAUUUAAUUAUUUACAUAAAACCAAUAUAAUUUAUAAACUAUUAAUUUAUCAAGCUCAGUGAUAAAUUAUAUAUAGUAUAUUCUCAAUAUAUGCACAUCAAUCAUAUUUCUAUGUAUUGGUAAUAAGUAGUGCAAAAUAAAAUUUACAACAGUAAUACCAUUAACAAUAGCAUCCAAAAACAUAAUAACAAAUAAAUAUAAAGAUUAAAAUGUGGAAAAUCUCUACAUGUAAAUAUUAUAUGCAGUGUGAUCCUAAUACCUCACCUAAAAUUACAUCUCCUUCUAAAGAUCUGUAAAUCCAGCAACUGGUAAUAACAGCAUAACAAGGGCCAGGACUCCACAGUCCUGCCUCAAAGAAAACUAUAAGCUGUUUGCUGCCAAAUUAGCUAAUAUAUACCCAUUCCACAAUGGAAAGAGCUUGGCAGGAGUAGAUGCAUAUUUGGAUAUAGAAUUCUUGUCCUGUCCAUAGGGUUCAUCCAGAACCAAUAUCCACAAACUGGAAUAGGACCUUACAUAACAUCAUGUGUCUGAUGCUCUCUAGCAUUCAGAUAAGGGAGUAGAGGAUUGACCAUGGGAUCGACUAGUUACAUAAAAACAGAAUCAACACACAGCUGCAAAUCAGACAGAGCAAUGGAAGGCUAAAAGUCCUUUGAAAGCACAGUUGGAGAUCCAUCUCAAGAGUUAACACUACAACAUGAUGCCAUCUUCCAAGUUAUAGUGUAUUCUUUAAACCAAUAACCUUUAUAUGGUGCUGUGUCCUCAACAGAUAGAAUACAUGGAUCUGGAAACCAAAGGGAGAGGCAGGAGUGACCCUUCUUACCAUCAUUUCCAGUAACCAACUUGGGAGAUGCAUGCCUUCUGUCAGAGUAACUCUGGGUUUAAGAAAAUCUUGUCUGUAAAGAACAAAAGCUUCCACCGGGGGGCACAACAUCUCUUUAGAUGAAUUGGGAUGAGCUAUUUACUCUGACCAACAGAAGAGGGGGCUGUUUUUACACCAUAGGGGGACAGGAAGAAAGACAUCCAGUUAUGCCACUUGAGGACAUCUUUAUAAUGUAUCCUCUAUUUUGAUGGUAUAAAGGCAAAUCCUGCAGUCUCAGCUUGAGAAUGGUAUGAUGGGCUCAAACCCCUGGUAGAUGAAGGUGACUAAGAUCAGCAGACGUGUGGAAAGUGAGAAUAGCCAAGUCCCUUUGCUGUUCACUUGAAACUAUCAUAGCAUUGUUAAUCAGCUACAGUCCAAUAUAAAAUAAAAGGUUGAAAAUAGCUUUUAAAAACAGGACAAUGAAUGUCAGUUGUGACUCUGAGCUCAGCUGCAGGGUCGGGGCCUAGAAUUAAUGCCACACACCUUCCACUUACAAGUUUAUUCCAAGAGAAGAGACAUACCUUUAACCUGGACUUGUUUCACUUCCAUGAAGAAAUACAUCUAGGCUGAAGAAAGUUAAACUGUACUGGACGCUGUUAUGUGAUAUACAGAUUCCUCUUCAGGACUGAAGGGUUUAUUCUCCUGGUUGCUGGGAGAGCUAUCAACAUCCAACUAUCAAGUGUGAGCCCUUGCCUCUGUUGAAGGGAAUGAACUCAAUCAAGGUUAUGUUCCCUUCCCAGGGCAGGUCGUUUCUGCGAUGUGGGGAUAUGAAGGCCUGAAUGCCUUGGCCUAACUGGGGAAAACUCAGAAGGUCUAUUCCAGCUUCAGAGCUCCAACUUCCCUUUCCCCAGUUCUGCUUCCUUCUGUUCUUUUCCACAAGUGGACACACCAAGGAUAUCCCUGAUAAACCUCCAUCAUACUAAUCUUGACUUCAGAAUCUGCUUCCCUGGAAAUCAAGACUGCAGGGGUUGCUGACAAAAUUAAAGAAAACCUCAAUAAGUGGAGCGAUAACUACUUACUUGGAUUAGAAACGUUCAUAAUUGGGGGAUGUCAACUUUCCCAAAUUUGCCUCUAGAUUCAAUACAAUCCCUGAAUUUUUCAGAGGGAUUUUUUUUUAAGUGAUGUGUUAAUAGUAAGAUUAAUACAGAAAUGCAUAAGAUUUAGAAUAGCCAACAUAAUAUUGAAAAAGAAUAAUAUUUGCAGAAAUUAUAGUCUUCAAUAACAAGACUUACUCUAAGGCCACAAUAAUAAAAACAGUUUUGACUUGAUUCCAGGAUAGGUAUACAUCCACAAGCCCAGAUCAAGAGUCCAAGAAGAGAGGAUAUGGAAUGAGGUGGUCAGAAAGUAAAAACUUCCAGUUAAACAAUAUAGUUAUUGUCCUGGGGAUCUAAUGUACAACACAAUGGCUAUAGUUAAUACUGCUGUGUGGUACAAUUGAAAGUUGCUAAUAGAGCAAAUUCCGAGAGUUCUCAUCACAAGAAAUUGUUUUCCUUUUUUCAUAUCUAUAUGAGAUGAUGGAUAACUAAAUUUAUUGCAGUAAGCAUUUCAUAAUAUAUGUAAGUCAAAUCAUUAUACUGUAUACCUUAAGCUUCCACAAUGCCAUGUGUCAAUUAUAUCCUAAUAAAAUUGGGGAAAAAAGA